AUGAUACCAACAGCGUCCUCACCUACAAGUCGGCGGCGUGAACGUACCCGGACUUUUCCCUCACAUCAUGCCGAUCAAGGUCAGAUUCCGGACAGGUCGUCGGUCUAUACGGAACGUUCCAUUGAUACGUUGCCGGAGGAAGAGACCGUAAGGCUCGAAUCGGGAUGUGUGAUCGAUGACGAGACGCGACCAGGCUUGAGUGGAGAGAUCGAUCGGGACAAGCUACAUCUACAAGAGCGAGGUAGAGGAGGUGGGCCAGGAGAGUCGACUAGGACUUCGAAUGAGGUAGCGGCUCUACGAGAGAGCUUGCCGUUUCCAUCAGCUCGGAUAUCAGCGACGGCAACUACCUCCAUCCCGUCCUCUUCAUCCUUGUCAUCCCCUCAGUCUUUUUUUGAUCCGAUUCCUAAAGAAACCACUUACCCCGGCCCGGCUCUUCGACAGCCCCCAGAAAGCCCACGAAGACCGUCAAGACUAUAUCCAAGAUUCAGGGUGAACAGUGCGCAUUCUCUAGGGGCUCUCAGGGUUGGGAGCGACAGUGCAGCUGGCUCUGCGAAUGGGGCAGGGGUUACCGGGACAGGAACUCAAUUCGAUCCCGGUUCAUCCUCAGGCUCAGGUGGAUCGUCCAUCUCGAUCCUUCGUUCCGCUGAUGAAAGAGGUGUCCCAACCGAUCGACCUCGACCGCGACAUCGACGUACCGGUUCCGGGCCUCCGCUCUCUGCACUCAACCGCCCGGGUUCGUUAGUCGGUGCAGGCUUAGGACUAAAGAUAACCACCUCGGACCUUCCCGGAUCUCCCCAACCUUCCGAAUCUUCCCCUGGAUACACCAACUCGUUCACUCAACCUUCGAGUCCUCUUGCUUCUCCGGUCAAGAGGCGGUCUCGAGGAAGCCGCGGGGAGGGAACCGAGCUGGACCCUGAAGAAGGAUUGAGAAGAGGUUUGAGAGCUAUCAAAGCGACGAGGACGGUCAUGGAGGUCUUGGAGAGCGAGGAAAGGUUUCGGGAUGGGCUGAGAGUUGUAAUCGAGGUAUUCUUGGACCCUCUUACGAAAGAAGUGGAAGACGGAACAGAGUUCGUUGCUUUGAGAUACAUCAAGCAAUUGUUCGGCAACAUUCGGGAGAUUGAAGCUUUGAGUGCUCAAACGAUCAGCGCGCUCAAAAAAAGCAUCGGGGACAAACAGAACAUCGAGGACGGAUCUGUGAUAGACCAUGAGACCAGCUUAGAUGAAGGAUCCAGGUUGAGGACCCGGGUGGGACAACUUCAAGGACACCUUCCUCGCGGACGAAUCGGACGAACCGGACAAACGUUGACCAGAAGCUCCUCCGCGCCGGCGUUGUUUCAACCCGAACUCUCGCUCGCUCCCAAGAUCUCCAACGUCUUGCUCUCCCACCUUCCUUACUUAUCUCUCUACUAUCCAUACAUCACGGCCUUUCCCUCGAUCCCUUCGACGCUCAACGAUCUCUGCGUUCAGAACCCCCGUUUCAAGUCGUUCUUGCACGCGCAGGAGCAGGACCCGCGCUGCAAACGCCUUGGCCUGUCUCACUGGCUGUUGACCGUCGUACAGAGAAUCCCAAGAUGGACGAUUCUGAUUGAAAAUCUCAUCAAGGUCACCGACGACCCUCAAGAGAAGCAAGGACUGAUCAGGGCUCAUGCGAUGGCGGAAAAGGUGGCGGAUAACAUCAAUACAAGGUUGAAGGAACAGACGGCCAUGUUAACAUUGGUCAACUUGCAAAGGGCGUUUUCGGGACUCUCGAAGCCGCUGGUAGCUCCCGCUAGAAGGCUUGUCAAGAAAGGUUUACUCAAGCAGACAAGCCUAGGUCCAUCGGAACUCUGGUUGUUCUUGUUCAACGAUAUACUCGUCUGCGCCAAAGCCACCGGAGGGACAUCAAUGACCAUCGGUAUGCUUUCCAACUGGAUCUACACUGCCGAGGGGUCGUUGGCCGCCUUCGCUUCGAGCAUGGCAAGCAUUAUCUCACAUCACAACAACAGCAACAACCAUACCAGCGAGAGUACCGGACGUUCCGGAACGACCUCAAGACCUACCAGCAUUAUUGAGAAUUCUUUCGAAUGUACCGACUGUAUCGACGUCGAGGAUAUGACUGUAUUCGGCCUGGAGACCGACCGCAGCACGGAAAAGCGCGAGAAGACGUUUCAGAUUACGUCUCCGCUGGCCAGUAUGGAACUGUCGGCCGAAAAUCGCGCGGAAAAGGAAUCGUGGCUCAUGUCUCUGAACGAUGCCAAAUACGGCCGUCUAGCCGACCUUCAAACCUUGCAACAGACCGCUACCAUCCGUCAAUCCAAGCGAAAAUCACUACACGCCGUCUCUCGCCGAUCGUCCUCUUCAGCGUUUUCCAACGCACACGAUCCGCAGGGUAUUUUGGAAGAAGGAUUGGUGCUGGCGGUCGAGGCGGACGGGUUCAACUCUCCUCUCGUCGCUAAUAGGUCGGCAGCGACGACCUGUACCAAGUGUCGGUCCGCUUUUACCCUCCUCAAGACGCCUCAUCCGUGUUUACUCGCUUGUGGCAAGCUGUUUUGCUCGGAAUGUCUGACCCGAACCUUUACGAUUAGCGGAGAAGCCACCGGCAAAACCCGUCAAGCUUGCGAUACCUGCUACUUCGCUGUCUUCAAGCCCGCUGGGGAAGGCGGGACCGACCACGACAUUCUCGAUACCCAUGCCAACUUCACGCUCUCUCGUCAAUCUAGGGAGGACCUGAGAACGAGGCGCGAGAAGCAGGAUUCGGUGAUCAGCGUGAUGGGAGGAGGUGGCUCGGGGUAUGGUUCGGGGUCAGCGUUAUCGAGGACGAGUUCUAGAUCGGUCGAUGGUGGGAAUCUCGACGUUGGAGAGGUGGAACCUAGUCUGGCCGUCAAGGUGUUGAGAGAACUUCUGAACCGAUGAACAGCUCGAAACGACGGGAUUUAAGUGUAUCAAAGGUCCGGGAUGUAGCAUUGUAUCAGACGCCACAGGUACAACAUCAUACGAACGCUAGCUCGGGCCAAGCGGACGAGAUGGAAGAACCGACCGGGAGUAUAGCUUCAGGUAGAAGUACUGUAUCAUCUUCGUCGUAACUCAUUACGAUAAAUUGGCAUGGGCUCUAUUUUAGAUAUUUGCCCGCGCGCACCUCGUCGGAGACAUCACCAUAGAUGACAGCGCAAACGUGAUCACGCCGCAUCUUGAUAAUCUCGGAUGAUCAUGCCCCAUUCAACAGUUGAAGACUCUGUGGCUUCAUUGCUGAAUUGCUGUGCGAAUUCAGCACAAUCGUUUCAGCCCGACGGUGCGCUCGUGCAACCUAGAACAUGUUUACUUUGUGUCCGAGUGGUCACG
Molecule: messenger RNA, 3318 nt
Organism: Filobasidium floriforme
Lineage: Eukaryota; Fungi; Basidiomycota; Tremellomycetes; Filobasidiales; Filobasidiaceae
Exons: 6
Coding region: 1-2892 (963 amino acids)
Molecular function (GO): metal ion binding; guanyl-nucleotide exchange factor activity
Source: RefSeq, a predicted model, not a curated record